This is a messenger RNA of Cydia pomonella (codling moth), 2416 nucleotides long. RefSeq names its product aldehyde dehydrogenase 1A1-like. The record is from RefSeq and is a predicted model, not a curated record. NCBI's taxonomy places the organism in Eukaryota, Metazoa, Arthropoda, Insecta, Lepidoptera, Tortricidae. The transcript is spliced from 11 exons. Gene Ontology annotation, molecular function: aldehyde dehydrogenase (NAD+) activity. The coding region runs from base 811 to 2271 and encodes 486 amino acids.
GCAAAACAUCCUGUGGAAGAGCGGUGUUCUCUUAACACAAGUAUCUUAAAUACUUACAAAGAGGCACCAGCACAGCUACUGUAAACCUAAUCUUAGUUACCGAUUUUUUUUUAAUAUCUACCUGACUUUAAUAACCCCGGCCAUCAACGUGAGACAUCCUCUACGACACAUUUUUAUUUAUAUCGGGAAACAGCGAUAAGAAUAAAAUUCCAAUAAAUAUUUCUGGGCUGUCAGAGCCACAGACCAUUUGGGAGCACCAACCAGGACGUCACCCAUCCCAGAAUUUUUGGUCUUUGGGUUGAAAUUCUUUUGUCUUGUUUUGGACAUUCCGUCACGCAUGUAUUUCUGUAUUUUAUCAAAUAAAUAAAAAAGACGAGUGCUAUUGCAUGCCUUUUUAGCUGUAGCUUACAUUUGCCGUGAGAAAAACUAAAUCUUAAUUUCAUCUCGUAUAAAAAGCACACUCCGUCACAUUUUUAGAGGACAAUAAACAAGACAACGAAAAUAAUUAUGACCCCUUUAUCAAUUUUUCACCUACUUCUUUACCAAUGAUUGGAUCAGAAAUAUGUGUAGGUAAUUAAGUUAUAUAUUAAGGAUAUCAUGGUCAUUUAUUAAGAACACUGGUUUGACAGGUGUUCGACUCGCGUGCGUUCUUAUAAAUAGAAAUACACGUCCGGGGUAACAUUGUUUUUUAUCUGUUAUUUUUAUAGUUAUCUAACAUGGCAUGUGAGAAGCGGCUGAUAUAAUUUAGUUGUUUUCGACAUUUUUGUCAGUACCGCAGGUAUCCUAAGUGUGUGCGUGCACUGUGAAACCAUGGCUCCCGAAAUUAAAUACACCAAGUUGUUCAUCAACAACGAGUGGGUAGAUGCCAGAAGCGGUAAAACCUUUGACACAUAUUCUCCUCAUGAUGGCUCUGUCAUUGCAAAGAUUGCAGAAGGAGAUAAGGCUGAUAUAGAUUUGGCAGUGAGUGCAGCAAAGGCAGCGUUCCACCGUAACUCAGAAUGGCGAUUGCUAGACGCCUCGGCUCGCGGCCGAGUGCUCAACAAGUUCGCAGACCUCGUGCAACGUGACUCCAAGUAUCUCGCCGAGCUGGAGUCCUAUAAUAAUGGCAUGCUCGUCAACAUGGCCCUUCUCUUGUCGGAAAGAAACGUGCAGUCCAUUCGUUAUCUCGCCAGUUUAGCUGAUAAAAUUCAAGGCGACACUAUUCCUCUAGAUGGUGACAAUUUCACGUUCACUUUGAAACAGCCUGUUGGUGUGUGUGGACUGAUUCUGCCAUGGAAUUUCCCCAUUUUGAUGUUCAUUAACAAAGUCGUAACCGCUUUGGCUGCAGGAUGUACGGUGGUAGUAAAACCCGCAGAGCAGACCCCGUUAACAGCGCUUGCUCUGGCGGCUCUGCUGAAGGAGGCUGGCGUGCCCGCAGGCGUGGUGAAUGUGGUCAACGGCUACGGCCCCGGCGCGGGUACUGCGCUCACGCAUCACCCGGACGUUGCGAAAAUUUCUUUCACAGGUUCUGUUGAGGUUGGAAAGCUAAUUCAGCAAGCUGCUGGUAAAGUUAACUUGAAGCGGGUUACCCUUGAGCUUGGGGGCAAGAGUCCGCUCAUAAUUAUGAAUGAUGCUGAUCUAAACGUAGCGGUACCAACUGCAGCGUAUGGUGUGUUCGCCCAUCAAGGCCAGAUUUGUGUAGCCGCGUCACGCUUAUUCGUCCAAUCCGGUAUCUAUGAAAAGUUCGUUGAAAAAGCAGUGGAUUUUGCCAAAAACAAGAAGGUCGGAAACCCGGCUGAUACUACAGUAGAUCAAGGGCCACAGGUUGACGGCGAGAUGUUGGAAAAAGUGCUCGGCUACAUCGAAAAGGGUAAAAAAGAUGGCGCGAAACUGUUGACUGGCGGAAAACGUAUUGGUACAUCUGGCUUUUAUGUCGAGCCGACCGUCUUCGCUGACGUCAAAGAUGACAUGAUAAUUGCCAAAGAAGAGAUAUUCGGCCCAGUUCAGAGCAUCCUGAAGUUCGACACGCUGGAGGAGGUGAUUGACCGCGCCAAUAACACCAGUUACGGUCUUGCUGCGGGCAUCUUCACGACCAACAUCAAUAACGCGCUGCAGUACGCGAAGCAUGUGGAAGCCGGUAAUGUUUGGGUAAAUGGCUACUUGAUGGGAGGGCCACAGGUGCCGUUUGGUGGUUACAAGGACUCAGGUUUUGGUCGUGAGGGUGGAUUAAACUGCGUCGACCCUUAUUUGGAAGUAAAAACCGUUGCCAUCAGCUUACCAAAAAAGUUUUAACAAAUCAGAGAUAGAUGCGGAGUCAGCAACUAAGAAGAAACCACAAUCCAAUCUGUUUUUUUAUUAUUAAUUGAUUGUUAUCAAAAUUUGUAUUAAUUGUAUGAUAAAUUGGAUUUAUCACGUUACAAUUACAGAAUUAAAUUUA